CUUUGCUUUAAAGCUCUCUCAAUCAUGAACAUGAAGAUCCCCAUCACAACAUUCCAUUCCUCCUUAUGAAUGAUUCUUCAUCAGUAAGGCGAAUGGUUUCGUCAAGGGCAAUGAAAUGCUUCUACUUCAGCAAAGAAAAAUCACAAGAUGAAGCUAAGACGAGAAAGUUUGAUUCAGUGCAAUCUUCGUCCACUUCUAUGGCUAGAGGAGGAUCAGGGUCUGAGUUUAACUCCGAGACAAGUACUACAACUUCCAUUACUUCUUCCUUGCACGUCCUCUCUGAUACACACAGUAACAAUCUAAAAGUCUUUGCCCUCGAUGACCUCAAAACCGCUACCAAGAAUUUCAGCCGGUCCUUGAUGAUCGGUGAAGGUGGAUUCGGUGGUGUGUUCCGUGGCGUGAUUCAGAACCCUGAAGAUUCUCGUAAAAAGAUUGAAAUCGCAGUUAAACAACUCAGUAGAAGAGGUCUACAGGGGCAUAAAGAAUGGGUGACAGAGGUAAAUGUGUUGGGAGUUGUGGAGCAUCCGAAUCUAGUGAAGCUGAUCGGUUAUUGCGCAGAGGACGACGAGAGAGGAAUCCAACGGCUGCUUGUUUACGAAUACGUACCAAACAGAAGCGUUCAAGACCAUUUAUCAAACCGUUUUAUAGUCACUCCUCUCCCUUGGUCCACAAGAAUGAAGAUUGCUCAAGACACUGCUCGAGGACUCGCUUAUCUUCACCAAGGAAUGGAGUUUCAGAUCAUCUUUAGAGAUUUCAAAUCUUCCAACAUCCUUCUAGAUGAGAAUUGGAAUGCAAAGCUCUCUGAUUUCGGACUGGCUCGAAUGGGCCCUUCCGAUGGAAUCACUCAUGUCUCCACCACGGUUGUUGGAACCAUUGGUUAUGCAGCGCCUGAAUACAUCCAAACCGGACACCUCACGGCCAAGAGUGACGUGUGGAGCUACGGAAUCUUUCUGUAUGAGCUCAUCACAGGGAGAAGGCCGUUCGACAGAAACCGGCCAAGAAACGAGCAGAACAUCUUGGAAUGGAUCAGACCGCACUUGUCUGAUAUAAAGAAGUUCAAGAUGAUCAUCGACCCAAGGCUUGAAGGAAACUACUAUCUCAAAUCGGUGUUGAAGCUAGCGGCAGUUGCAAACCGGUGCUUGAUGGUGAAGGCAAAGUCGAGGCCAACGAUGAGUCAAGUUUCAGAGAUGUUAGACAGGAUAGUGGAGACUUCAGACGAGGUUUCUCCUGCGUUGCCAUUGAUGAAGAGCUUGACGCCUAAAGAUGCGUUUGAGGCGUCAAGGAGAGAGAGAGUUAAGAGAAGAUUUGUUGAGCUUUUAAUUGGGGUUAAUGGUUGUCCUAAUUUGCCUACUUGGUCUCCUAAACUUGUCACUUCUAUUUGA
This is a messenger RNA of Eutrema salsugineum, 1382 nucleotides long. Its product is annotated as serine/threonine-protein kinase PCRK1. The coding region runs from base 66 to 1382 and encodes 438 amino acids. Lineage: Eukaryota; Viridiplantae; Streptophyta; Magnoliopsida; Brassicales; Brassicaceae. The record is from RefSeq and is a predicted model, not a curated record. The transcript is spliced from 5 exons. Gene Ontology annotation, molecular function: ATP binding; protein kinase activity. Gene Ontology annotation, biological process: protein phosphorylation.